This is a messenger RNA of Gossypium arboreum, 456 nucleotides long. RefSeq lists its product as uncharacterized. Bases 1 to 456 code for a protein of 151 amino acids. The record is from RefSeq and is a predicted model, not a curated record. Lineage: Eukaryota; Viridiplantae; Streptophyta; Magnoliopsida; Malvales; Malvaceae. The transcript is spliced from 4 exons.
AUGAGCCGUGGUCGUGGAGCACCGGCCAGAGGUGCUGGUCAUACUGAGGUCAGCCAAUCAGUUCUAGUUUAUGCUGCACGUCGUCGAGAGGACGAAGAUGCCCCAAAUGUUAUUUCAGAUACGUUCUUUGUUCAUCAUGUACCUUACACUGCAUUGAUUGAUGUUGGAUAUAAAACAGUUAGGGAUUUUCUGGAUGUUUUUCUCGAUGAGCUACCGGGGUUACCUCCUAAACGUGAAUUUGCAGUGGCAUUUAUAGAUGACAUUCUGGUGUAUUCAAGGACUGAGGAGGACCAUGAUGAACAUAUCCGGGUUGUUUUACAGAUUUUGAGGGAGAAGCAACUGUAUGCUAAAUUCAGUAAGUGUGAAUUCUGGUUAUGUGAGGUUAAAUUAGAGCAUCAACUGCCUUCGGGGUUGCUUCAGCAGUUAAGAUUCCACUAUGGAAGUGGGAAAGAGUAA